Molecule: messenger RNA, 1824 nt
Organism: Ylistrum balloti
Lineage: Eukaryota; Metazoa; Mollusca; Bivalvia; Pectinida; Pectinidae
Product: protein tweety homolog 1-like
Exons: 14
Coding region: 37-1593 (518 amino acids)
Cellular component (GO): plasma membrane
Molecular function (GO): intracellularly calcium-gated chloride channel activity; volume-sensitive chloride channel activity
Source: RefSeq, a predicted model, not a curated record
GAAUUAUAUAUUUAUGUGUAAUAUGAUAAACUUGUAAUGAUGUCUGAAUUAGAAGUUACUGACUCAGAAACGUACAUAAGAGAAUGGUUUGUCGACAUUCUUCACCAGUUUCCUCAUGUGAAUUUUUCAUUCAAAACAACAAACUCUACAUUCAAUCCAGACAGUAUCAGUUACAGAGAGGCCAUAUUUUUCCUUUGUUCUCUGCCUGUGAUAUGGUGUGUUAUAUUUCUACUAUUGACAUCCUGUUGCCUAUGUCUUCAAUGCAUCAGAAAGCCACCACAAAAAACAGACAAAUCAACAUGUCUCAGGGUAUCGCUCUUCAUCAUCAUCUUCCUGUCCAUAGGUAUUUUAACGCCAGGUUUCUAUGGUAAUGAACAAACAAGUAAAGGUGUAGGCAGAUUUGUAGAAUCUGUACAGGAUACAAACCAAACAAUAACUGAAGCAGUGAACACGUUAAGCUCGCUGAGAGAUCUGGCCAACAGCAUCUCGGAGAGAAGUGUGCUUGCACUCGAAAAUGUCAUUCGUCGGUACACAAAUGAGUCGGUCAGGACACCACUGGAUGCACUCACAAAUGAUAUCAUUGAAGCUGCAAGGAAGGCAAGAGCUGAUGUGACUGCAAUCAGGCAAGCCACACCAAAUAUAACCCUGGAUUACAUAGUACAGGAUACAACCAGCUAUGAAUUUUACAGAUGGAUUGGAACUGUAAUAGCACUAUGCUUCACACUUGGAGUUUUAUUGCUGAUUCUGAUAGCAACAUGGCAGAAAUCAAAGUGUAUUGUCAUGUUUUCCAUAUUCAUUGGGUUCCUUACUUUGCUUGUGAUUUGGGGGUCAGCUGGUUUCUAUUUAGGUGGUGCUGUGGCUGGUGCUGACCUCUGCUAUAACCCUGAUUUGUUUGUGGAGAAUGUAACUUCACAGAAAGUAGACAGAGCCAUUUUGAAAGCCUAUAUUGACUGUCCGCUGGGAUCCACGGAGCCAAACAUGUUUUCGGACAAUAUCAAAAUGGCGAGAGAUGCAGUGACACAUGCCAAUGAUACACUGUACAAAAUACAGUCUAUUGUGAAACCAUUCAACAUUCCACAGCUGAUGGAGCCAAUGCGUAGGGUUGCAGAGGAACUAGAAUACUGUUCGGGUAACAUCACGGUGUUGGCAGAGGACUUAGACUGUCGUGAAAUACAUAAGGACUAUGUCAAGGCUGUCCAGGGUAUCUGUAACACUUCCAUGCUUGGUAUCAUAUUUAUUUUGCUGUGUCUGCCCGUGUCUGGUCUGAUGUUCAUCCUCACUAUGUGUCUUCUACCGAGGUUCUGGAGACUCAUUGGCAAGAAGCGUGGCUAUCGACCAGUGGACGAUGCUGAUCCAUUUUGUCCGCGUCCUCCACCUUACAAUGGGUAUGGCAGUAUACACCCGGACAUCGGGUCAUCCAACAGUUUUCCUAACGACCGCUCAUACAGUUUGAACCAGGGCCCUGAAAGUGAAGUACUUCCUAUGCACGGACCUCUGGCUGAGACACCUCCACCAGCAUAUCGGCCAACAGGAACCUUUGUAGAGAACUACAAUUUUGGUCCCGGGAGGUCUCGCUACUCGAGUGACACCUAGUGAAACAGGUGAAAUCUAAAGGGAGAUAAUCUUUAUGUCAAUAUAAGGAUCUUGAUAUCUACCAACGAAAACUAGAAAAAGAAAAGAUUUCAUGAUAUCAGCAAUGAAGAGUACACGUUUUGUAUUAUGAAAUGGUGUUCUUUUUAAACCGUGAACUUUUUGAUUAUUGCUCAAUAUGAUUGUCUUCAUCAUAUUUCAUAUAAAAUUACAUAAACAUAAACCAUAUGAUCA